This is a messenger RNA of Raphanus sativus (radish), 1305 nucleotides long. RefSeq lists its product as uncharacterized. The record is from RefSeq and is a predicted model, not a curated record. The transcript has a single exon. The coding region runs from base 1 to 1305 and encodes 434 amino acids. Lineage: Eukaryota; Viridiplantae; Streptophyta; Magnoliopsida; Brassicales; Brassicaceae.
AUGUCAGCAUCAUAUGACUCUGAUGGCGUCGAUCGAAUAGUAGACGAAUGUGUAGACGAAUCUGUAGACGAAUGUGUAGACGAAUCUUUUGAUGAAAUCUUCGAAGGUAUAUAUACCGACGUAGUGGAGGGCCAAGAAGAACAGCAAAGGAAACGUGCUUAUAUUGAACGAAACCGCGAAGCCGGACACAACCGUUUAUGGAAUGACUACUUCACCGAAAAUCCGACUUAUGACGCAUCCUUAUUCAGACGCCGCUUCCGUAUGAACAAGGAUUUAUUCUUGCGUAUUGUCCAUGCUCUCUCAGAGAACAUUCCAUUCUUUCGACACAGAAGAGACGCUACCGGGAGGUUUGGCCUUUCUCCACUGCAAAAAUGUACGGCUGCAAUUCGUCUGCUUGCUUAUGGUUCUGCAGCAGACGCGGUUGACGAAUAUCUCCGACUUGGUGAGAGCACAUCAAUUUCGUGUUUACAUCAUUUCACGGACGGGAUAAUACAUGUGUUUGGAGAUGAGUUUCUACGAAGACCGACACCAGAAGAUCUUCAACGACUACUAGAUAUUGGAGAGAAACGCGGGUUUCCUGGGAUGGUAGGGAGCAUUGAUUGUAUGCACUGGGAGUGGAAAAAUUGCCCAACCUCUUGGAAAGGACUGUACGCACGUGGAUCAAACAAACCGACAAUUGUCUUAGAGGCUGUAGCUUCACAAGAUCUUUGGAUAUGGCACGCUUUUUUUGGUCCUCCAGGUACUUUAAACGAUAUUAAUGUCCUGGAUCGGUCUCCUGUUUUUCAUGACAUUUUUGAAGGUCGAGCUCCCAGAUUAAAGUACGUGGUCAACGGACACCAGUAUAAGUUGGCGUACUACCUCACAGACGGUAUCUAUCCAAAAUGGUCCACAUUCAUCCAAUCGAUCUCAUCCCCUCAAGGUCCUAAAGCAGAGUUAUUUGCUGAACAUCAAGAAUCAGCCCGGAAAGAUGUGGAGCGGGCUUUUGGAGUUUUGCAAUCUCGAUUUGCGAUUGUGAAAAACCCGGCUCUUACAUGGGAGAAAGAAAAGAUAGGGAAGAUUAUGCGAGCAUGUAUCAUACUACACAAUAUGAUAGUCGAAAAUGAACGCAAUGACUACCCUCGCAGUAUAAAUGAAUUUGAAGAAGGCGACAGCAGCAGAACCUCACGGGUGGAAACCGAGAGGCCUACAAAUAUCGGUAAUUGCGUUGGCAUUCGGGAUGAUGUUCACGACAGACGUAAACAUCAAAAAUUGAAAAAUGAUCUAAUCGAACAUAUUUGGAACAAAUAUGGUGAUGAUAAUGAAUAA